AUGGCGGAGACAAUGAAGCAGACUGGAAAUCAUGCUCCUCCUCACGAAUGCGGCAAAAUGUCUAGCUACACGGACUGCAUGUGUGUGAUACUAAAGCUUCUAGCAGACUUCGGGAAAGAGCUCAAAUUAGGUGAUGCUGCUUUGAGAAUAGAAGUCAACAUCGAUGCUGUGAGUCCUGCGUCAUCUCCAGCUGCUCAUGUGUACAGCUGUUUGCAGCAGCACAUCACUAAGUUACAGGCUGUUUCAGAGAGUCUAAAAACACUGGCGGAUGCUGACAGUCAAUCAUCGUCUACAAAGGACGGCACAUCAGACAAUGCUGUUGCCUCUUCUUCACUCAAAGAGCGAACGACUGCUCUGUUUGAGCACGGUCCUCCCAGCUCAGAGGCUGUAGCAGAAAGCAAGUCGGCGGCUGAUGACGUCAUGGUGCAGAUCAGAGCCGGGAAGUCAGAGAUUGAGCGAAGAAUAUCUGCAUUUAUGGAACGCAAGCAGAUGGAGAUCAAUGAAAACAAUGUACGCGAGUUUUGCAACGUGAUCGACUGCAAUCAGGAAAACAGCUGUGCCAGAACAGAAGCAGUAUUCACUCCUUACCCAGGUUUUAAAAGCCAUGUGAAAGUAACACGGGUGGUAAAUACCUACGGGCCACAGACUCGUGGUGGGGGAGGCCAAGGAGGGGCUGAGGAGCAGCAGAGGGGGCUAGGGGCCAGAGACUGCGGAAAUGUAGCCAUACAAGAACGACUUCAAAACAUCGAGGCUCACCUUAAACUCCCAACAGCGGGCCCGGUCCCUUCGAGUGUCUACCAGAGAAUAAAGAAGCUGGAGGAUCGUAUCCUGGAGUUGGAGGGACUCUCACCUGAGUACUUUCAGUCUACGAGUCACCUGCACAAGCGACCAAAGACAUCCCCUGCUCAGGCCUGCAGUCUGACAGAACUGGAUGAAAAGAUCAGCGCAGUGAAAGCAGCACUACUGAACAGGGUGAAUGAAUUCGGGCCUGGAUUUGGAGCAGAGGGUCCACUGUAACAAACAAAAAGCACCAAACACACCAUGUCUAUAAAUGCAUUGAACAUGCAUCAUUAGUUUCUUUUUUUUCAUUCCACAUCAGCAACAUUUUCCUUGUAUGUGAAUAAAAACACGGAACAUUUCAUAUGAGGUUUAUAUCAUGGACAUUAGACACAUUUUCGAUAUGAGAGUAGAAAAAACUGUAUUCCUCUACAUAGUUUUUUAGUUAAGUGAAAUAUAAUUAUGCUGUAAAUAAAAGUAUUUUUC
Scomber japonicus (chub mackerel) is the source of this 1263-nucleotide messenger RNA. RefSeq names its product MAP3K12 binding inhibitory protein 1 (gene mbip). The transcript is spliced from 9 exons. Lineage: Eukaryota; Metazoa; Chordata; Actinopteri; Scombriformes; Scombridae. The record is from RefSeq and is a predicted model, not a curated record. Gene Ontology annotation, cellular component: cytosol. Bases 1 to 1017 code for a protein of 338 amino acids.